This is a messenger RNA of Drosophila subobscura, 1740 nucleotides long. RefSeq lists its product as uncharacterized. The record is from RefSeq and is a predicted model, not a curated record. Lineage: Eukaryota; Metazoa; Arthropoda; Insecta; Diptera; Drosophilidae. The transcript has 5 exons. The coding region runs from base 206 to 1549 and encodes 447 amino acids.
UUCAUUCAGAACAGUGGAAGUGCGCGAACCUCAGCACAGCUCAACAACAGCCGAAGCAACAGCCCCAAAAGCCCUCAGAGCCCUCAACCCGGACAAGGAGUCGCCGUCGUCGUCGCCGUCGUCCAGCCACCUAUCAUAGCCCGCAGUUUCAAUUCAAAUUUGGGCCACUGAAGCAGUGUUGUGCCCACGUAAAGUGCUUUCCAAAAUGCGUUUGUCAAUGUCAUUGAGGCAGCUGGCAGGCCAUAGCCAGAUGCUGCUGCUUAUGCUGGUGGCCAGCCCGCUCAUCCUGGGCCGCGUGCUGGCGGUGCCCGCCUCUGUGCUUGCCCAGAACACGGAACUAUCCACCAAUGCCAACCAGAAGCUGCAGCUACAGCAGCAGCAGGAGCAGCAACAGCCGGCAGCAGCCAAGCGGUCGGAGGAUGCCGCCUCAAAGGCCAUAGGUCCAUCGGCCGAUAAGAAGUCAAGUCCGGAAAUUAUGCCCUCGUCGUUCAGCAAUUCGCCGCCAGCCAGGAGCAGCAGCAACAAGAUGAUUAGCAACCAGCAGGAGCAGCAGGAGCAGCAGCAGCAGGGACCAUCCGGCUUGUAUGCUCUGCCCAGCAAUGAUGAGAUUCUGGCCGCUGUGGCCGCCGCAGCGCAGAACAGCCAGCAGCAGGUGCAGGAGGAGCCCACCGCGUUGGAGGAGGCUGUGGCCAGCUCCACGAUGCGCAAGCGGGGCAUCAACUACGACUACAAUCCCUACAUGACAGGCAAUGACUAUGGCAGCGAUGUGCCCAGCGGCGUGUGGGCGGAUGAGUACGACGCUGGAGCAGCGGCCGUGCCCGUCAGCUAUGGCGAAAGGGAUCUGCAGGAGCUCGAUGACUAUGUGCCCGAUCGACGAGUGGGCGGUUCAAUUGGCCGCAACAAGGCCUAUGACAAUCUGCAGAACCUGCUGAAUGCUGAGGCCUAUCUGGAGAGCAUUCCCCUGUCCGUGCCACUGACCUAUGCCAAUCGCAAUUACAAUCUGGAUGACAGGAACAAGCGUGGUGGUCUGUUCUACAACAUGGGCAGCACUGGCAGUGGCUUGCAGGGCAGCACUGGCAGCGAUAAUAUAAAUUUGAGCAAAUAUCGUCGGUUCAAUGAUAUGCGCCUCAAGCGCGACACCACCAAACUGAAUCCCGCUGAUAUGUUGGCUCUGGUUGCCCUCGUCGAAGCCGGGGAACGUGCGCGCAAGGAGAGCGAUGUGGAGAGCGCUGGACCCGUGCCCAUGAUUGCCUCUGAUGAUUUGGACUAUGUGCCAGCGGGCACCUGGCUGGAUGCGCCUGUACAACCACAACAGCAGCAGCCCGGCAUGAUGGACUACUACAUGCCGCUGGAGAGCCAGAACCAAGCGAUGCCACAGUACGAGUACGUGCCACGCCAACACAAGUACAGCGGAGUGAAUAGCCGCUUUGGUUCCUCCAAGCAGCGUUACAUGGUCUCCAAGAAGAAGCGUUCCAUUAGCCAAAGUCAGUUCAUGAACGAGCCCGUGGCCGAGCGUGGUGCCAGCUACAAUGGCGAAAAGUACUUCUAAAGUGUGGAGCAGACAGGCAGGAUGCAUCGAUAGACUAUAGAGAACAUUUCUUUGAACAUUUCUAGUGAAUAACCAAAAAUAAAACUCAAUUAGUAAUGAGAUAGAGCCAAGGCAAAAAGGUCAAACUUGUGUGCAAUUUCUGUGUAGAAUUUCAAUUUUAAACAAAUAUUAAGACAACCCACAAAACAUAA